Messenger RNA from Callithrix jacchus (white-tufted-ear marmoset), 957 nucleotides. Lineage: Eukaryota; Metazoa; Chordata; Mammalia; Primates; Cebidae. The record is from RefSeq and is a predicted model, not a curated record.
UUCCUGGAAACCCAUCGAGAACCUCCACCCUCUGACACCAUGGUCAACUCUUGUUGUGGCUCUGUCUGCUCUGACCAGGGCUGUGGCCUGGAGAACUGCUGCCAUCCCAGCUGCUGCCAGACCACCUGCUGCCGCCCCAGCUGCUGUGUGUCCAGCUGCUGCCGCCCCAGCUGCUGUGUGUCCAGCUGCUGCAGGCCCCAGUGCUGUCAGACAACCUGCUGCAGGACCACCUGCUGCCGCCCCAGCUGCUGUGUGUCCAGCUGCUGCCGCCCCAGCUGCUGUGUGUCCAGCUGCUGCCGCCCCAGCUGCUGUGUGUCCAGCUGCUGCAGGCCCCAGUGCUGUCAGACAACCUGCUGCAGGACCACCUGCUGCCGCCCCAGCUGCUGUGUGUCCACCUGCUGCCGCCCCAGCUGCUGUGUGCCCACGUGCUGCCGCCCCAGCUGCUGUGUGUCCAGCUGCUGCAGGCCCCAGUGCUGUCAGACAACCUGCUGCAGGACCACCUGCUGCCGCCCCAGCUGCUGUGUGUCCAGCUGCUGCCGCCCCAGCUGCUGUGUGUCCAGCUGCUGCCGCCCCAGCUGCUGUGUUUGCUGCCACCCCAACUGCUGCCAGACCACCUGCUCCCGCCCAACCUGCUCUAGUGGUUCAUGCUGCUGCUGCUCUCAUCUGGACUCACCUGAUUCUCAUCAACCAGCAUUCUUGAUAUAGUUCAUCUGUGAGCUGAGUUAUGGGAAGCUAGUUAGAAAACUUCAGUUCCAACUGAUUCUUAGAUUGAAUCUGGCCUCCAAAUAUAUGCCCCCCCCCCCACAUUUUACCUCUGUACCAAAAUGAACAUAAGUUGUAAUUUGUGCUGAAAUCUGUCAACUAUCUUAAUUGAAAUAUUUGCUAUCUGCCAAAAUUGCUCAUAUGCAGCUAUUCCCUUUUAAACAAAUAUUUAUCUAAAUAAAUCUUAAAUAAACU